AGAGCGGGACGUUCGGCUUGCGAGCGGGAACGUCUUAGUCGUACACAGAGAAAGAACGAUUUAAAAAUGGGUGAUGUUGAGAAGGGCAAGAAGAUUUUUGUUCAGAAGUGUGCCCAGUGCCAUACUGUGGAAAAGGGAGGCAAGCACAAGACUGGGUCAAAUCUCCAUGGCCUGUUUGGGCGAAAGACAGGUCAGGCUGUCGGAUUCUCUUACACAGAUGCCAACAAGAACAAAGGCAUCACCUGGGGAGAGGAGACACUGAUGGAGUAUUUGGAGAAUCCCAAGAAGUACAUCCCUGGAACAAAAAUGAUCUUCGCUGGCAUUAAGAGGAAGGGAGAAAGGGCAGACUUGAUAGCUUACCUCAAAAAAGCUACUAAUGAGUAAUAGUUGGCCACUGCCUUAUUUAUUAUGAAACAAAUGUCUCAUGACUUUUUAUGUGUACCAUAUUUAAACUGAUCUCAUACACUAGAAUUCAGAUCAUGAA
This is a messenger RNA of Balaenoptera acutorostrata (minke whale), 484 nucleotides long. RefSeq names its product cytochrome c. Bases 67 to 384 code for a protein of 105 amino acids. Lineage: Eukaryota; Metazoa; Chordata; Mammalia; Artiodactyla; Balaenopteridae. Gene Ontology annotation, cellular component: mitochondrial intermembrane space. Gene Ontology annotation, molecular function: heme binding; electron transfer activity. The transcript has a single exon. Gene Ontology annotation, biological process: mitochondrial electron transport, ubiquinol to cytochrome c; mitochondrial electron transport, cytochrome c to oxygen. The record is from RefSeq and is a predicted model, not a curated record.